This is a messenger RNA of Cooperia oncophora, 270 nucleotides long. Lineage: Eukaryota; Metazoa; Nematoda; Chromadorea; Rhabditida; Trichostrongylidae. The record is from the annotation of a GenBank genome assembly.
AUGCUGCAUUGGGUUCAAAUGGCCCAAACGGGUAUAACAGCCCGUUUGGAUCUUGGAGAGCAAAAGAACCUGGCCACUUAUGGAGAGAAAACUCCUCGUCUGUACGACUUUCGCAAUAUUUCCAAAGUACCUCCCACCUACUUGUUCACGGGAGGAAAUGACUGGAUCGCCGAUGAUGACGACACAACUGAUUAUUUACUUCCGCAAAUCGGAUCGAUUCUUCGGCUCAACACGCAUUUAGCCAACUACAAUCACUUCGUUUUCACGUAG